This is a messenger RNA of Jaminaea rosea, 1632 nucleotides long. RefSeq lists its product as hypothetical. Gene Ontology annotation, biological process: regulation of DNA-templated transcription. The coding region runs from base 1 to 1632 and encodes 543 amino acids. The record is from RefSeq and is a predicted model, not a curated record. The transcript is spliced from 2 exons. Lineage: Eukaryota; Fungi; Basidiomycota; Exobasidiomycetes; Microstromatales. Gene Ontology annotation, molecular function: DNA binding.
AUGUCGGUAGACUGCCUCAACCAUGUCAUUGAGCAGCUGCUGCAGUGCGUCAAGUCGAACGACGUCUCAGCUUUGAGUACUCUCGCGUCUGACUUCCACGCGAUGGGCCAGGAGCUUCGACGCCAUCGACAAGACCUUCAGCUCAGCAAAGCUGAGCGACGGGCGUUGAUCGCCUCCGCUCAUCGGAUCGCCAUCUUCUCAACAGGUUUGGCGGAGAUCGAAAGGCGCAAUAGCCAGCACCUUCGAGACCUUGCGACUGAUUGCAAAGAGCUAGUCGCCACGAGCGAGCUGGCUUCUACCAAGACAACCAGCACACUUCGUCAUCAUCAAGGGACGGGCACUCGUGGUAGCCAGCUUCGAUCACAGCCUCCCGACUCAGCCCUCAACGCAACGGUCAUGCGACAAUGGCUCCUCGAGCAUAUCGACCAUCCCUUCCCGUCCAAUGAAGACAAGCGCGCCCUCGCCGAUGAGUCGAACCGUCGCGGCGUAGGUACCAAGGGGAAGCUCCAGCCCGGCCAGUGCACCCUCUGGUUCAUCAACGCUCGUCGCCGCUCAGGCUGGACUCUGUGGGCUCGACGCUUCUGCCGUAAUGAGCCACCCCUCACUCGCGCGAUCGUAGCUGCCAUUCAAGGUCGCCCCAUCCUCCCUACCACCAAGAGCGAGGCAGGGGAGGGUGACGAGGUAGACCAGAUCCGGCAGGAGCAGCAGCCGGACCGUCUGGAGGACCUCAUCGAUCCUGCCGACGACGUCGAGAAGGGCCUCAACCCCACCCAGCUGGCCGAGCUCUGUCGCCAUGAGUUUGAGCAGGUCAUCGACUGGGUUGAGCAGGGCGCCAAUCAGCGAGUCGGGGACUGGAUGGAAAGGUUGGCCGAGGAGACAAAGGGAGUCGCCGUCGCCAAGAAGGGAAAGGGCAAGUCCAAGAAGAGGGCCAGAGAGGAGGCGCAGAGAAAGGCGUUGGCGGCGGCGCCCAAGCGUGCGAGGACGAGUCGAGCGGCUCAGGACAAGGUACGCAUCCGCGAGAGCGACGCCGACGAUGACUCGGAGGAUGAGCUGCCAGCCUCGCCCCUAGCUGGUAAGAGCACAAAGGGUCUCCCGCGCGUCACCGGCACCCAGGGAUGCACCUCGUCGGAUUACUCGGCCAUGUCCUCUCGCAACGUCUCUGGUGGAUCGAUCUCGACCGCUCCUACCUCACUCAGCGCCAGCGCCACCUUGCCUGAGACGCACAAAGGAAACGCAGCAAGUCGCCCUUCCUCUUCCGGCAGCUCCCUUGCCUUCUCCACCGAUGCGGACGGUCAAGCGGCGCCGUCUGCACUUUCCCACCCUUGGGUCCAACAGUAUCUCGAGCAACAGCGAGCGGAGAAUGCGGCUACGAUGGCUGCUCCCCCGUCUCCCAGCAAUAUUCGCACUGCCACUCCAUCGGCGAGGGACAGGCCCGUACGCAAGCUCCCAGCACGCGCAGCAGCCGCGACCUCCGCUAUGGCUUCAAGCAGCAGCAACGUCUUUGUUCCUCCAACGACGGCUGCAGCUGCAGUAGGCGCUAAUUGGGGUCUGCCGCCGACGUCGAGUGGAAGUGGCAGGUCGCCGGGCGUCAUCACUAUCCCAGAAUGGUCGUGGACGUCGCGCCACAAUUGA